AAGCAAUUUAAUCAAGUGAUGGAGAUUUUUAGAACCUCGGGUUUCAUUCGUUCGUUUCAUACUUGUGCCGUCAAUUGUGGAAAGCGAAAUAUUAGGAAGUUUCCAUUUUACAAUAAAGCUGGCACCAGAGCUUUCAAGGAAAAACAGAUGACUUCAGAGCGUCAGUUCCUGGUUGAUCAUCUUGGCGUUAGACCUGUUGGGGAAAUGGUCAACGGACGGUUGCGAAUUAUUCCUGAAAUGGUUCCUGAACUUGUGGUUCCCGAUUUAUCGAAUUGCGAUUUGAAACCGUACGUUUCGUACCGUGCUCCGGAAGUCACGAAUGCCGAAUUUACGGCAAGAGACUUGUUCGCCACUGUGUAUAGUGACAAGAUCAUCGAAGAUUUCCGUGAAGGAAAAAUAAAUGAGGAUGGAAGUCCGCUUCAUCCGAGUGCGGAAGAGCGUUUAAAACCGGAUGAAGCCUGGGCUAAAGCCAGACAAUUUGGCUCGGAUAUUUUUCCGGCAGACGCUAGUCGAAUUCCUGAUCUCAACAGUGAAGUCCCCGAGUUGACAAAUCCUGAAGACAGCCGUCCACCAGCUCGAUAUCAUGAUCCAACUAGAGUUCUUUGA
This is a messenger RNA of Notodromas monacha, 606 nucleotides long. The record is from the annotation of a GenBank genome assembly. NCBI's taxonomy places the organism in Eukaryota, Metazoa, Arthropoda, Ostracoda, Podocopida, Cyprididae.